GGGCGGGUGACGUCAGCGCAAGAUGGCGGCGGGGAGCGCGCGCGGGGGCGGCGGCGGGAAGUGAGGAGCCGCGCGAGGAGGAGAGAAGCGGCGGCGCCGACAUGGACCCCGCGGACCUGACACUGGACCCGGCGCUCGCGGCCCUCAGUGACGAGCUCAACUUCGGGGACAUCGACGAAAUGUUGGAGUUUGUCAGUGGUCAGGUGGGGGAUUUCCCAGACCUGUUUGAAGAACAUUUCAACAAUGAAAAGUUGGAGCAGCCGCCAGUUCCUACCCAACAGCCACAACCCCAACAACAAGUGCAGCAGCAACAACAACCACAACCACAACAACAACAAUUACAGCCACAACAACUACAGCAGCAGCAAGUUUUACAACAGCAGUUACAGUUGUGUUCCCCGCCAGCUCUGACACAGGUCCCAGUACCCGUCUCACACAGGACGACGCCUGUACUUCAGCCUCGGCCUUUAGUGCAGUCACAACCACAGCAGCAAACCUUCAUGAUCACUUCAAAUUUCACUCCCACGCAAACUCGCUUCAUCCAACAGCCUGUACUAGCCUACCAGAACCCUAGCUUCUCAGUUCUUCAACCUCAGAUGCAGGGCCUGGUGACCUCUCAGCAGAUCCAACCGGUCACUAUCCAGCAGCAGGGUCUUGGGGCUCUGUCCACUCACAGGAUGUUCACCUCAGCAACAACAGCCACCAUCCAGACCCUCACCCCAGCCUCCGCCACAAUCUCACCACAGGUACAACAGGUGCUGGUGCAGCCUCAGCUGAUAAAGUCCGACUCCCUUGUCCUCACAACUUUGAAAUCUGACCGCAAUCCAGUUAUUGCCACGAUGCAGAAUCCGACCAUCACCACAUUGACAACUCCAGUGCAGACAGCAGCUUUGCAAAUGCCGACGCUGGUUAGCAGUAAUGGAACCAUUCUGACGACUCUGCCCAUGAUGGUUGGCCCAGACAAACUUCCAAUCAAGCAGCUCGUUGGGAAUGGGAAGUUCCCAGUGGAAGGCCUGAAGGAGGGUGAGAAACGAACUACACACAACAUCAUUGAGAAACGUUACAGAUCAUCCAUCAAUGAUAAAAUCAUUGAGCUGAAGGAUCUGGUGAUGGGGUCUGAAUCUAAGAUGAACAAAUCUGGAGUCCUGAGGAAGGCCAUCGAUUAUAUUAAAUAUCUUCAACAGGCCAAUCACAAGCUGCGUCAGGAGAACAUGGCACUGAAGGUGGCCACACAGAGAAGCAAGGUUCCCAAGGAGAUGGAGAUUUCCUGUCUGAUGGACUUUGACGUUGAUGUGAAGGAAGAUUUUUUCUGCACACCACCACCCUCCGACUCUGGGUCUCUGGGCACCUUCUCACCUUGUUCCAUUGACUCCGAGCCGGGCAGCCCCCUCCUCGAGGACACCACGGUAAAGGAGGAGCCCCUGUCCCCCCCUGCCCUGGCGAUGCUCGAUCGCUCUCGUAUUCUGCUCUGCACCCUGACCUUCCUUUGCCUUUCCUUCAACCCACUCACAUCACUGCUUCAGCGGGGAGGCCACUCGGACCUGGCUGAAGGUGCUGGACAUCACGGGAGAAACAUGCUGGGACUUCAGUCUGAGGUCUCCAGAAGUUGGUUAGAUUGGAUGCUGCCCACGUUAAUCCUCUGGCUUGUGAAUGGCGUCAUUGUUCUGAGUGUGUUUGUUAAACUCUUUGUUUACGGGGAGCCUGUUACACGUCUCCAUUCCCAAUCGUCCAUCACGUUCUGGAGACAUCGCAAGCAAGCGGACCUGGACCUUGGCAGGGGUGACUUUGCUGCUGCGGCUGGGAACUUGCAGACCUGCCUGUCGGCGUUGGGCCGGGCAUUACCGGCUUCGCGGCUGGACCUCGGCUGCAGCUUAUGCUGGAACAUCCUCCGACACAGCCUCCACAAGCUGGUGGUGACGCGGUGGCUGCUGAGGGUGACACGCGGCCUCAGGCGAGGGCUUCACAUCCAGGAAGAAGCUAAACUGAGUGCCCGAGAUGCUGCCCUGGUUUAUCACAAACUGCACCAACUGCAGCUCACAGGUAAACUGGUGGGCAGUCCUGUGCAGGCCAUCAACCUGGCUCUAUGUGCUGUCAAUCUGGCAGAGGGGGCGGCAGACAAAAUCCCGCCAAGUCUUAUGGCUGAAAUCUACGUGACGGCUGCCAUUUGCCUGAAAACCAGCUUCAGUAACAAACUGUGCUUCUUGGCACAUUAUUUCCUGUGUGGAGCCCAGCGCGUGAGUCUGUCACCUGGUGCUUAUGAACAGGACACGUUUCACUGGCUGUUCCAUCGUCUGGGCCGCCAGUUCUUUGUGAACUAUGAUUGGUCUGUUAAAUCCACUCGGAGCGAGAGUCUGUAUAGCUCCCCGAGGAACCCAGUUGAUCCAGUUGCUCAGGUGAACCAGGCAUUCUGUGAAAAUCUGCUGGAAAAAGCUGUUUACUCUCUGGUCCGGCCAGAGACUGAGGGAGCUGGAGACUUCUCCAGUGCCUUUGAAUACUUGCAAUUGCUCAAUAGUUGUGCUGACACAGCCAGGAGCUCAACCCAAGCGUUUGCCAUUGAAUCCAGCCUGAGAAUAACCACAGUUCCUGACCCCGUGAGCAAGUGGUGGUCAUCGCUUGUCAGCUUCGCUGUACACUGGUUGCAGGGAGAAGAUUCCACAGCAAAAGGAUUGUUUGCUGAAGUUGAGCGGAUCCCCAAAUCCCUACAGAUGUCAGAGAGCCCAUUACCAAAGGCUGUGCUUCAUGUCUAUAAGGCGAUGCAGGCCACCAUGUUGGGGAAAUCAGACGCCCAUCAAGCCACAUUCUUACAUUGUGAGAAAGCCAGUGGUUACCUGUGGAACAGCUUGACUGUCUCCAGCCCACAACUUGAUGUAAACCUUCACAAGGCUGUGCAGUUGCUGCUCUGUGACAUUUUGCUCUCGAUUCGUACCACUUUGUGGCAGAAACCAGCCAACGGCAGCCAGGCCCUGGGGGAGGCCAGCCAGGCCCUGGGCGAGGCCAAUCAGGCAUCCAGUCUGGAACUAAAGGGAUUUCAGCAAGACCUUAGCAGCCUCCGCAAACUGGGCCAGACCUUCAAACCAGCAAAUCGUAAGAUGUUUUUACAUGAAGCGACUGUGCGCUUAAUGGCCGGAGCGAGUCCAACUCGAACCCACCAGCUGCUGGAGCACAGUCUGAGGAGACGCACGGCUCAUCCCAGCCAGCAAGGUGAAUGUGAUGCUCUCCCAGGCCAGCGGGAGAGAGCAACAGCCAUUCUGUUGGCUUGUCGCCACCUUCCCCUCUCCUUCCUGUCCUCCCCUGGUCAGAGAGCAGUGAUGCUGGCAGAGGCAGCUCGCACACUAGAGAAGCUGGGAGACAAACGCUCAGUCAACGAUUGUCACCAAGUGAUCAUGAAACUGGGAACCGGGACCACCAUCGCAGCGAGCUGAGCAACGCAGACCCCGGGAGGAGGAGGGUGGGCUACAGCUGUGUCUAUUGCCUUUGACCUGGUGCCUGUGGCCCAUGUCAUUGCCUUCUGCUCAGCUUCUCUCAUUUCACACUGAAAAUACCAGGAGAGACUGACUGGCUCACAGCUGGUAAUGUCCGAUCACUCUCUGCUGAUGUGAUAUUUUUGUUAUUGCUGUUUUGUUGAUGCUUGCGGCACUGUUACUGUUAUUAAUUAAGGAGGACACUGAGUUGGUCCAGGGUGAUGUCUAGUCCUUCAGUUUAUAAAUAAAGCCUGGAGAGUGGAAACGAUUACUUUCUGUUCAAACAUUGUUACAGAAUGAAAUUUCCCCCUAUUAUAGGCGAGGUUUCCUGAGCUGAAUGGCCAAGUCAUUUGGAACUUUGUAGGAGGCCGUUCCUGGUAUUGUACUGGAGUAAGACUCCCUCACCGGGUAAACUACUGUUUUGCCGCAUUUCUCGUGAUAGUAAUGGAGCACAAGUCCAUCUAGACUAGUGUCCCCUGAAAUGUGCUAUACAUUGAAAGGGGUCAUCAUGAUGUUGCCUUAGUUGGUUCUUCGAAGACGUAUUGUCUUGAUGCUUAUACUUAUCUGCAAUGAGUCAAAUCAACCUGCAUCAUAUUUUCCACUGAUUUGAAAAGUUAAGCAAAUUAUUGUUGUGUUUUGUUGACUUAAUUCAGCUUGGAAAUAAUGUUUAAGUUUUGGGAAGUUACCAAGCAAAAGACUAGAACAGGCAGUGUUUAGAUUAUGUAUACAUGACUUGUAUAUAUUUGGGGAGAAAUAUUGUAAUAGUCCUCUCACUUGUCUAUCUGCAAUUGAACUUUUGUGCUUUGGACCACAAAAUAAGUUCAAUUUUAAAGAAAGGCGCUUUGGGAGAUGUAUUUAGUGUCCCAUUGAUGAUGAUGUUGGAAGCAAAGCAAUAUUACUUUCAGAAGUAAUUAGGACCAGAAAUGAACAGUUGUUGGAGCUGGACAGAUUGUACAGAUGCCUCUUUUCCUGGUCUGUUACCAGGUAUAAUUUGUGCUUCUCCCUUGAGAGAUUAGUGACGAUGGUUUAGAAAGUGAAUGGGGUGCUGGGCUGUCUCUGUUCUGUCAAAUGUUUGACCUAAACAAUGCUUUCUUUCACUGUCUGUUUUAUUAAAUGUAAAUAUUUGGGGUUUUGAGUAUCUGCUAUUUUAAUUUGGGCGUGUAAAAAAAAGAUUUUUCCAAUCCUGAUUGGUGUUUUUAUUUAUUCGAAUAUAAGAAUGUAUAGAACGAUUUGAGAUGUUUUUGAACCCAAAACUAGGCUUGGAAUAUGGAAUAGAAGAAGUACUUAUGUGAUGAAGCAAUAAAUCCGUCUUACCUUUCAA
Molecule: messenger RNA, 4782 nt
Organism: Callorhinchus milii (elephant shark)
Lineage: Eukaryota; Metazoa; Chordata; Chondrichthyes; Chimaeriformes; Callorhinchidae
Gene: srebf2
Product: sterol regulatory element binding transcription factor 2
Exons: 20
Coding region: 102-3422 (1106 amino acids)
Biological process (GO): positive regulation of cholesterol storage; positive regulation of transcription by RNA polymerase II
Cellular component (GO): nucleus
Molecular function (GO): RNA polymerase II cis-regulatory region sequence-specific DNA binding; DNA-binding transcription factor activity, RNA polymerase II-specific; protein dimerization activity
Source: RefSeq, a predicted model, not a curated record